AUGGGAGAGUGGGGUUUCCUGUCGUCCCUGCUCAAUAAGGUGCAGUCUCACUCCACCGUGGUGGGGAAGGUGUGGCUCAGCGUUCUCUUCAUCUUCAGGAUCAUGGUCCUGGGAGCCGGAGCCGAGAAGGUCUGGGGCGACGAACAGUCCAAGAUGAUCUGCAACACCAAGCAGCCCGGCUGUAAGAACGUGUGCUACGACCACGCCUUCCCCAUCUCGCACAUCCGCUUCUGGGUGCUGCAGAUCAUCUUCGUGUCGACGCCCACGCUCAUCUACCUGGGCCACGUCAUCCACGUCAUCCACAAGGAGAACAAGCUGCGCGAGUUCAUGCAGAGGAACGCCGGCAGCCCGGUCACCAAGCUGCCCAAGUACUCCGACGACAAGGGCAAGGUGCAGAUCAAGGGGAACCUGCUGGGCAACUACAUGACCUCCAUCGUGUUCCGCAUCGCGCUGGAGAUCGGCUUCAUCGUGGGGCAGUACUACCUGUACGGCUUCGUCAUGGUGCCCAUGGUGGUGUGCUCGCGGGCGCCGUGCCCCUUCACCGUGGAGUGCUACAUGUCCCGCCCCACCGAGAAGACCGUCUUCAUCAUCUUCAUGCUGGUCAUGUCCGUCAUCUCGGUGGUGCUCAACGUGGCCGAGAUCUUCUACCUGGUCUGCUGCCGCCGCCGCCCCCGGGGGCGGUCCGGCGCCGUGCCGGCCAUCGUGCUGCAGCCCCGGCUGAACGGCGAGCGCCUGCUGAGGAACGAGCAGCUGGGCCUGCAGGACGCCAGCUACAGCACCUGA
Salarias fasciatus (jewelled blenny) is the source of this 783-nucleotide messenger RNA. Its product is annotated as gap junction Cx32.2 protein-like. The record is from RefSeq and is a predicted model, not a curated record. The coding region runs from base 1 to 783 and encodes 260 amino acids. Lineage: Eukaryota; Metazoa; Chordata; Actinopteri; Blenniiformes; Blenniidae. Gene Ontology annotation, cellular component: connexin complex. The transcript has 2 exons. Gene Ontology annotation, molecular function: gap junction channel activity. Gene Ontology annotation, biological process: cell-cell signaling.